UAGUUUCCGCCCAGAAUCGGGUUUAAUAUGGUUUAAUCACAUGUGACAUAUAAAUACCAUGCUUUCGUAAAUUGCACCACUUUCCAGCCAAGUCUCACUGGCACUAGACCGCAGGGGACUAUCUUAGAAAUGUACCGGCAUCAAUUUCUCCUCCUGGCCAUAUGCCUGAUCAUCACACAAGCAAGAGCAGAAAACAAGAAGCGAUCCCCUUCCGGCUACGGUCACAUCCCAAUCCGACAUAGCUACUCCGAGUACAACAACCGAGUGGCCAUCCCCGUACCACACCCCGUACCAGUCAGCGUACCACGAGCCGUACCAGUGCCGGUACAUGUCAGCGUGCCCGUAGAUAGUCCCCGUCCUGUACCAGUGCCCGUACCUCAACCUGUGCCUCACAUAAUAUCCCGACCUAUUGCCGUGCCAGUUGAUCGACCAGUUCCCGUACCAGUGUCUCAACCAGUACCAGUUACAGUUACACAAGGAGUCGGGAUUCCUGUCCCUCAACCGUAUGCAGUCAGUGUACCCGCCCCUGUACCUGUGAGAGUGCCUGUACCUGUGCCAGUAGCUACACAAGCGGUUGCCAUUGGUUCAAUCGGUUCUGGUGCCGCUGUCGGUGGACUUGGCGGCCUUGGCAUUGGUGGAUAUGGAGGAAUUGGUGGAGGAUAUGGAAUAGGUGGAGGAUAUGGAAUUGGUGGAGGAUAUGGAAUUGGCGGCAUCGGCAUUGGAGGAUUACAUUCAGGCGUUCCUGUAAUAUCAUCAAAAAUAGGUUCUAUUGGCCAUAUAGGUGGUUCAGUUAUUGGGUCUGGAUAUGGCGGAAUUCUACAUGGUGGCUACUCUGGAUAUGGAGGUGGAAUUCUCCAUGGUGACCAUUCUUUAUACUCACAUCAUUAAAGUUACCAUUUGUAUUGAGUAGUUUGUGGAAUGAUUUGCCAAAUAUUUGUAGAUAUUUUUGUAAAUGUAAUUUUUUGGUAAGGGGUCCCCUUGUUUUAGUUGAUCUAGUCCAAUGCCUUUUUUGAGUUGUUUUGUUUUGUGUUUUGGUGUUAGGGUGAAUUGUGUAAAAUGUGUAAAAGACUGAGAUGGUUACCUACUGUAAAGGCUUACAUACUGUUAAGCAUAUUAAGAAUAGUUUGUGAAUGGGAAGCUGGGGUCUUUGUCCACAAGGUUUUCACACGGUGAAGUUAUGGGUCACAGGCAAUUAAAGCGAGUUACGAACAUAUUAAGAUAGUUGCAGCCGUUCAAUAUCAGUGUAGUAUAAAUUAACAAAACAUAUUUUCA
Maniola jurtina (meadow brown) is the source of this 1272-nucleotide messenger RNA. Its product is annotated as tetra-peptide repeat homeobox protein 1-like. NCBI's taxonomy places the organism in Eukaryota, Metazoa, Arthropoda, Insecta, Lepidoptera, Nymphalidae. The record is from RefSeq and is a predicted model, not a curated record. The transcript is spliced from 3 exons. Bases 130 to 888 code for a protein of 252 amino acids.